AUGAGCAAGCAAAUCCAAGUGAAGAUUCAGGCUUCCGAUAAAGAUUUACCAUGUGAUUCGAAAGGCAAGCUAUGCUGGUGCGUCGAUAUCUCCGUUGCAGGUAUCAUUGUUGCUUGUGAUGUUGAGGUUUCAGAUCCUUUGACGUCGGAGCAGCAAGACCAAAGCCGUUGGUACUUGGAGCAAUUUCUUCAGCAAAACCCGUAUGAGAACAUCAAAUCUUCAAAGCACGAUGGUUAUUGUCUGUGUACUCUACCAGCAUUCUGGAGCAGCUGCAGCUCAAAGCCUUCGUUGAAACGCGAAUCAAGCCGGAAACAAGUACAGGGGCGAUCUUGA
Molecule: messenger RNA, 333 nt
Organism: Penicillium angulare
Lineage: Eukaryota; Fungi; Ascomycota; Eurotiomycetes; Eurotiales; Aspergillaceae
Exons: 1
Coding region: 1-333 (110 amino acids)
Source: RefSeq, a predicted model, not a curated record